AUGGCCCCUUAUGGUGCUCCAGCCUGGGCGGACGACCUGAUGGCCAGACGGCGUAGCGGUCACAAGCUCGCCAGUGUGGCCAGGAGGCUGUACAUCAGGAUGGUGAGAGUGUACCGCACGAUCUCCCACGAGGCGGCAAUUGUCCCGGCGGGGUUACCACACUUUGACCUCGAUGCGGCGGGGGAGGCUCGGGUCAACGAGCUUCUUCGUCGUGACGGUGGUCUACCCGCCGAGGAGGCCCAUGCGCUCAGGCGUCAGGUUCGGCUGUCCGUCCUGGCGAAGUGGCGCGAGCGGCUGCUUCAGGAGCGCAGCAUGAGCCGUAGAGCCGUCGGAGCUGUGCUCUCGAUUCUAUGGGAUUGGGUGCGCAACGGAGGUAGGCUUACCUACCGCCUCACGCAGGUGCUCAUCGGACAUGGUUGUUUCGGUGAGCACCUGUGCAGAAUUGGUAGGAAGGCGACGGCACAGUGCCAUCAUUGCGGGGCCGAGCUUGACACGGCGCAACACACGCUGGAGGAGUGCCUAGCUUGGGCAGCGAAGCGCCGUAUCCUCUUCCAGAGCUUCGGGAGGGACCUCUUGCUCUAUGUGGUCAUGCCACAGAUGCCACGGUGCGAGGGGACCUGGAGGGACAUGGCCUCCUUCUGCGAGCAGGUCACGCUGCAAAAGGAGGCCGCGGAGCGUACCCGCGAACGCGCGGACAGCGCCCGCAUACGGAGGCACUGGCGGCGAUCGCGUCGCAGGCUCGCCGCCCUGCCGGCCGUACCGGUUGUGUUUUGA
Eufriesea mexicana is the source of this 774-nucleotide messenger RNA. RefSeq lists its product as uncharacterized. NCBI's taxonomy places the organism in Eukaryota, Metazoa, Arthropoda, Insecta, Hymenoptera, Apidae. Bases 1 to 774 code for a protein of 257 amino acids. The transcript has a single exon. The record is from RefSeq and is a predicted model, not a curated record.